Messenger RNA from Hyla sarda, 2655 nucleotides. It is a transcript of the gene POLDIP3, whose product is annotated as DNA polymerase delta interacting protein 3. Gene Ontology annotation, biological process: mRNA export from nucleus. Gene Ontology annotation, molecular function: mRNA binding. NCBI's taxonomy places the organism in Eukaryota, Metazoa, Chordata, Amphibia, Anura, Hylidae. The record is from RefSeq and is a predicted model, not a curated record. Gene Ontology annotation, cellular component: nucleus. Bases 58 to 1383 code for a protein of 441 amino acids. The transcript is spliced from 9 exons.
UCUGUACAGUUGCUUUCCGCUGGGAAGGUGCGGGGUGUAUAUUUUGGCGUUGUGAACAUGGCGGACGUGUCGUUAGAUGAACUAAUCAGGAAGAGGGGCAUGGCGGCGGGCACCGGCACCUACAGCAGGGUCAGUAAUCGGGGGGCUAUGGGCGGUAUGGGAGGUAUGAGAUCCUGGGUCCAGCCUACAGCGAUCAACCAUAUCCCUGCCCCCAGUUUCCAGAGAACUUUUGAUGCCCGUCAGAAGAUUGGCGUGACAGAUGCCCGUCUAAAGCUAGGCAUGAAGGACGCCCGCGAGAAACUGGUCGCCAAAGAUGCACGUUUCCGAAUUAAGGGUAAAGUGCAAGAUGCCCGAGAGAUGCUGAAUUCUAAAAAGCAGCAGGUGGGUUUUGUAGGAAAACCUACAAAAUUGAUGGACGCCCGGGAAAAGAUCAGCCUGAAGAGGAGCGCGCCGGCCGUCACUAUGAACUCCGCCAUGGCUCAGCGGUCCCCAUCCAUAAAUAUUACCAAGACCAUCCAGAUUUCACAGCCGAAGACAAUUUCCCAAGGUCUCGGUAACAGUGUUAAGGGAAUGCGAAUAAAUGUUGUCAACCAUCAACCCGGAAAGCAGGCCUCCCCUCCGCAAGCUAUGGAUGAUGACGGUAUGGAUGAUGAACUGGAGCUUUCCCACAUCCCCACCAAACAAAUGAAGAUCAUAGCAGCCCACACUGUGCAGAAGAGGCCGGGAUUGUCUGGAAACGUGUUCUCGCUCGGGCAGACUUUACCGCUUACUAAAGUGGUGCAGAACGAUGCAUACACAGCUCUCGUCUCUCAACCGCCCGCCUCUGUCGCACCUCCUCUUCACACUAAGAAUCUGACCAGUGUAUCCCGGACACUUGUUACAAAGGAGGCGAAUACUCCGGUACAGCCCGCUCCAACCGAGUCUGUUUUCAGUCCUUUAGAAGGGACAAAGAUGACUGUGAAUAAUCUGCACCCGAGGGUCACAGAGGAAGAUAUUGUGGAACUCUUCUGUGUGUGUGGAGCUCUGAAGCGCGCCCGCCUGCUGAGCCCGGGAGUGGCAGAAGUUGUGUUUGUGAGAAAGGAAGAUGCAGUUGGUGCCUACAAAAAAUACAACAACAGAUAUUUAGAUGGACAACCAAUGAAAUGUAAUCUUCAUCUGAACGGCAGUGUGAUCACAUCAGACCAGCCCAUCCUAUUACGAUUAAGUGACACCCCCUCAGCAGCAAAGAAGGAAGGGGAAUCCAGAAGAAACGCAACGUCCUCCUCCAGCGCUGCUUCUACCCCUGCAGCUGAAGUUGACCCUGACACUAUCCUAAAAGCACUAUUCAAAUCCUCAGGGUCCUCCGCAAUCGUUCAGCCCACUGCAUUCAAGAUUAAGCUCUGAUGAGACAAUUUGGAGACUGUCACUUUGGAGAAUACUCUGACCAAUUCACAGAUGGGCCCAGAGACUCUAGAAAACAAACAAAAAAAAAAAGAGACUUUAUUUUGCUUCCCGCGGUUUCGUUUAGCGCUGAUCACCAGCAAGUAGUUCAUGUUGGAAGGAUUCAGGCGGUGGUAGUCACGGGACAAUCAAACUCUUCCUAGCAUUGUAGUACAGCUCGCCCUCUGUGGGCCAGUUGCAGUAUUGCAUUGAGAAUUUCAGUUUUCCCCUUUUUGUCCCAGUGUUCUGACACAGCACGAUAAUGGUUCAUGGGAAACCUUUAAAUGUACAGUGAGUCGCAUAACUUGUUUAGAACUCCACAAUAAUCUGUUUCUACUAAAAGAAGAAUCUGUUGUUGAUGUUAUUUUGCAGUUAUUGUCAUAUAUUUGGAUCUUAGAUUGUGGCUGGUAAUCCGGGUUGCAGGUGGGUCCCUAAGUGUCUACGAGGAAGCUGCGUUUUGGAAAUCAUUUUACUUAAAUUUGCUGAGUGGGUUGUAAGUGGUUUGUCGCUCUUGUACUACGCCUUUUGUUCAGUUAAAGGGGUACUCUGCUGCUCAGCGUUUGGAGCAUACUGUUCCGAACGCUGGAGCCGGGAGCUGGUGACGUCAUAGCCCUGCCCCUCGUGUCCCGCCCCCUCAAUGCAAGUCUAUGGGAGGGGGCGUGACGGCCGUCACGCCCCCUCCCAUAAACUUACAUUGAGGGGCGGGGCUAUGACGUCACAGGCUUCCGCAUUCGGAACAGUUUGUUCCAAACACUGAGCAGCGGAGUACCCCUUUAACAACAAAACAACUUUUUUUUAUUUUAUUUUUUCAUGAGAUUUGAAAUUCACAAAAAAAAAACACCACUUGCAGUUUUUGAUGCAGUUUUUUGUGCAGGAAGAAGCGGAUGGAGUCCUUCUUUUAUAUUUCCUAUUGCUUUGACUCAAACAUCUGCAUUGGAAGCUUCAGUGGAGUUUUACCACCACCCGUAUCUAGUUUCAUUUUAUGUUGGAAAGUUCACGAGUCUUCUGUGCACAUGGGAUUGUUUCUGUAUGAUGUCCUUCAUGUAAAUGUAUUUAUACAGCAAACGCCAUAUACCUUAUUUUUCAUUAAGUUCUAUUUUUACUGCAUGAAUCCCAUAUGUAUGACACGUUCUUAGUUGCGGCUGCAGGCGGCAAGAAUUUUAACAUUUAUUUCAGAAUGUGAAGAGAAAUGGAGACUAAGCUGUGUAUAUGAAAAAAUAAAUAUAAAUAAAUAUA